This is a messenger RNA of Pediculus humanus corporis (human body louse), 2238 nucleotides long. RefSeq lists its product as uncharacterized. The record is from RefSeq and is a predicted model, not a curated record. The transcript is spliced from 11 exons. Lineage: Eukaryota; Metazoa; Arthropoda; Insecta; Psocodea; Pediculidae. Gene Ontology annotation, biological process: cilium assembly. Bases 1 to 2238 code for a protein of 745 amino acids. Gene Ontology annotation, cellular component: cilium; intraciliary transport particle B; centrosome. Gene Ontology annotation, molecular function: protein binding.
AUGUUAAACAUCAAGUACGGUCACCUGUGUAGGUGUAUAUAUAGAAGAUAUUUAUCUUGCGGCGACGAUCAUGUACUCAUGAAAUGCAGUUCUUAUUCGAAUGAAGCAAUGAAAAUAUGUGAUUUGCCUGAGGAUUUUUAUCCUACAGACAUGCAUUGGUUUCCAAAAGUUCAAUCAGUCGGAAGAAAAUCGUCUUCCGAUCUUUUACUGAUUACGUCCGCCGAUGGAAAAUUUCAUUUGAUUCAUAAAAAUGGAAGAUUUGAAAAAAGUGUAGAAGCUCACAGGGGGGCGGCAUUGGUUGGACAAUGGAGUUACGAUGGGGCUGGAAUUUUAACUGCGGGAGAAGAUGGACAAGCAAAAAUUUGGUCUCGCAGUGGUAUGUUACGGUCAACAUUAAUUCAUGAUGAUACACCCCUAUAUACUGCGGCUUGGGGUCCAGACUCGAACCAAGUCUUAUUGGCUCAGGGUAGAAUGCUUGUUAUUAAACCUCUUGCUCCUAAUACUAGACCGUUACGAUGGAAAGCUCACGAAGGGCUAAUUUUAAAGGUGGCUUGGAAUCAAAGUAAUAAUUUAAUCGUAUCCGGGGGAGAGGAUUGUAAGUAUAAGGUGUGGGAUUCAUUUGGUAGGCAAUUAUAUUCAAAUGCACUUUGUGAAUAUCCCGUAACAAGUUUAUCUUGGUCACCUGGGGGUGAGGUAUUUGCCGUUGGAUCAUUUAAUACUUUAAAACUGUGUGAUAAAAUAGGAUGGUCUCACUCUCUUGACAAACCGAAUAGUGGUAACAUAUAUGCCCUAAGUUGGUCCCCCGAUGGUACUCAAUUAGCUGGAGCAUGCAGUAAUGGAAACAUCAUUUUUGCUCAUAUUGUCGACAGGAGAAUUGAAUGGAAAAACUUUGAAGUUAUUUUAACAAGUAGAAAAAGUAUUUUAGUUCGUGACGUCCUUACAGAAGUAACGGAUAAACUUGAGUUUCCAGAACGUGUGGCCAAGAUGGCAUUAGAACAUAAUCAUUUGAUUGUUACAACACCUAAUCAAUGCCACGUUUUUAGCACAACCAAUUGGAAUACUCCUUUUAUUUUUGAUUUGAAAGAAGGAUCUGCAAGUUUAAUUAUCAUGAGCUACAAACAUUUUUUAUUAGUCGAAAGGUCACACAUUAACAUUUAUUCUUAUGAGGGUAAAUUUUUGUGUUCUCCGAAAAUUCCCGGAUUGCAAACCGACACAAUUGAUUCGAAUGGUAUCACAUUAAGUGCUGAAACGUUAGGAUUGUUGGAUCAAAACGAUGACAAAUAUAUACAUUUAUUGGAUAUUUCAAAUUCCCGUCAGAUUACAAAUCUUGCACCCGUUCAACACACUUUGGGAAUUUCGUGUAUUGCUUUGAAUCAGGCACAAGAUUCUCAGGAGCGGCAGCUUGCAUUCAUCGACAGAAAUCAAGAUAUUUAUAUUUGUUACGUUUACGGAAAUGAAUUUCGAAAAAUAUCCAAAUUGGGAGUUAUGAUUCAAACUUUGGCUUGGAAUCCGGAAGUGAAUAUGUUAGCCGGUCUUCAAGAUUCCACUUUGACUCUUUGGCUUUUUCCUACUGCUUUAUAUAUUGAUAAGCAAAUUUUAAGAAAAUGCACUUUGAUAAAAGAUUUAAGUGAAUAUGGCAGGAGUUUAAGUUUAAUUAGUUUUAUUAAUAAUCAAAUUAAUAUGAGGCGAAUCGAUGGGGCUCUAGUGAGUUGUUCCAUUACUCCAUAUUGUGAAAUUUUGCACGGUUUUGUCGCUUCGAAUAAAUGGGAUGACGCAUUGCGAAUUUGCCGUUUUGUCAACGAAGAAAUGUUAUGGGCUUGUUUGUCUUGCAUGGCGUGUCGUUCGAAAAAUCUACAAACCGCAGAAGAAUCUUACGCCGCCAUAAAUGAAUUUGAUAAAGUAUCUUAUAUUCAAUAUAUUAAACGUUUACCUCUUCGUCCGGUACAAAACGCUCAUUUGGCUUUAUUGUGCGGUAAUAAAAAAGAAGCCGAAAAUAUUUUUCUCAUGAAUGGGAUGGUCUAUCGAGCCAUUUCUUUGCAUUUGGAUUCGCAUAAUUGGGUCAGGUAUUGUUUUCUUUACAAACGAAAAUGUUAUUUGGAAGUGUUCGACAAGCCGGAAACAAAUGAAAAAUUUUUACAAUACGGAAAAGAAGUUGAAAUCGAUCCUGAAAAAAUCAAGGAGAAAAUUGAAGCAGAAAAUGCAAAAGAAAGAGAAAAAGGUUUAGGUGCGACGAGAUAA